UCUCUUCGAGCCGCGCACUCUCCGGAUCUCCUGCCACAGCCGUCGCCUCGGCCGCGGCUCUCUAGCCCGGAAGCUCAGCCUCGCCCCUCCGGAGCCGCGUCCCAGGCCUCCUCCCCUCUUUCCGACACUCCCCUUCCCUUUCCCGCCCUUCUCUCCCACCCGGUCCGUCGAGAGAGCCUGGAUACGAAGCAGGCGGGCUUGAGAAGGGAGUUGGGAAAAUGGAGGUGCCGCGCCUGGAUCAUACCCUCAACAGCCCCACCAGCCCCUGUGAGGAGGUGAUCAAAAACCUCAGCCUGGAGGCCAUUCAGCUGUGCGACCGGGACGGGAACAAAUCACAAGACAGUGGCAUAGCAGAAAUGGAAGAACUUCCAGUACCACAUAACAUCAAAAUAAGCAACAUUACAUGUGACUCAUUCAAGAUUUCAUGGGAAAUGGAUUCAAAGUCAAAGGACCGUAUUACACACUAUUUCAUUGACCUCAAUAAGAAAGAGAACAAGAACUCCAAUAAAUUUAAACACAAGGAUGUUCCAACAAAAUUGGUGGCAAAAGCUGUUCCCUUGCCAAUGACUGUCCGUGGACACUGGUUUUUGAGCCCAAGAACUGAGUAUACAGUCGCAGUGCAGACUGCCUCAAAACAGGUUGAUGGUGAUUAUGUUGUGUCUGAAUGGAGUGAAAUUAUAGAAUUCUGCACAGCAGACUAUUCAAAAGUUCAUCUAACACAGCUGUUGGAGAAGGCUGAAGUGAUUGCAGGACGGAUGCUUAAAUUUUCUGUUUUUUAUCGUAACCAACACAAAGAAUAUUUUGACUAUAUUCGAGAACAUCAUGGGAAUGCUAUGCAGCCAUCUGUCAAGGAUAACAGUGGUAGCCAUGGCUCUCCUAUCAGUGGAAAGUUAGAAGGCAUCUUCUUCAGCUGCAGCACUGAAUUCAAUACUGGGAAACCACCCCAGGAUUCACCUUACGGAAGAUACAGGUUUGAGAUUGCAGCAGAAAAACUUUUUAACCCCAAUACUAACUUAUACUUUGGGGACUUCUACUGUAUGUACACUGCUUAUCAUUAUGUGAUUCUUGUUAUUGCCCCUGUGGGAUCACCAGGAGAUGAAUUUUGUAAGCAGCGCCUUCCUCAGCUAAAUUCCAAGGAUAAUAAAUUUUUGACCUGCACAGAAGAAGAUGGGGUGCUGGUUUACCACCAUGCCCAGGAUAUCAUUUUAGAAGUCAUUUACACUGAUCCUGUGGAUCUUUCUCUGGGCACUGUAGCAGAAAUCACUGGUCAUCAGCUCAUGAGUUUGUCUACUGCAAAUGCAAAGAAAGAUCCCAGCUGCAAAACCUGUAAUAUCAGUGUUGGACGUUAAUGCCCACUUUUCUUAUUCUUACUCAGUCCCUUUUCUUCCCUUAGGAGCAUUGAUCCUCUGUUGUCCAUUCUCAUCACCAGAUGUUUUCCACUGAAGCAUGCACAUGCCGCUAUCACCAAAAGCAAAGUGCCAUUUUUCAAAUUUCAUUCAGAGCCAUUCUAGUGUUUCCUAUUCCCUACCUUUCCCAUUACUUUCAGUGAUGAAAGUUCUCCUCUGACACUUUAUUGCCUAGAUGCUGCAAUGUUUUUAUUUUUCCUUUAUGCCAAACAUAACAAGACAAUUAUAUAAAUGCUUUAGCAAAAUACAAAAUAACAGCUUAUAAAUGGUGUUUAAAUAUGCAUUCAUUUUAAUCUACUGAACAAAUAUUGGGAUAACUCCAAACCGCAUGAAAGGGUGUAAUUGCAGCAUGAGUUAAAUCUUGAAGCCUAGAAUUGUCAACACUUCCAACUUGUUGUUUGACAGUGUUAUUUAUGUUAUUUAUAUUAGCUAACAGGAAACAACUAUUGUGUUUCAACAUAAUAAAUAUAAUAGAAAAAUAUUUUAUUUGUAUUGUUGUAUAAAAUAUUUACAAUCAUAUAGAAUAUAUAGAGUUACAUUUUAAUAGCAAUUGUAUACAUGUCAUGAAACCAUUUCCCUUAUCAAAGAUGUAGUUUGUAAACUUCAAAUAGUUGUGUAUCUGUCCUGUUACAAGUAGAUGACUUCAAUUAAACAAAUUUAUGAAGGACAUCAUUCUGAUUCAUAAAAGUUAUAAAAUACCAGGUAAAUACAGAGAAAACAAUAAGCCUCUGAAAUACUCUACUUCUGAAAGUCAAUAUUCUUCCCACCCAAACUAUAUGAAAAUGUGAAUUUGUUCAACAUCAUGCUUAAACAUUACAGAAAACAGAAAUACAAACAUGGUUGUUACAAGAGAGAAAAUGUUGACCUCUUAUUUUUACAAAGGCAAAAUAAUAAACGCAUGUUUUAGUAAAAAAUGACACAAAACCAUAUGCACUAAAGUUGAUGAAGCAAAUAAAAUAUUUAGCUUUCUUUUCCAAGGUGUCAGCAAUUUAUAAAUUUUGUGCAAGAUGAAGAAUACCUACAACUCAUGAGAAAGCUUUGUGACUAUACAAAGUACAGACUUUGGAACAUUAAGAAAAAUGCAUAUUCCCAAUGGAAAAAUAGUUAUAUACUCUUAUAGUAAACAAAAAGAUUAGCAAUCAUAACUAUGAUCACAUUAGAAUUAUAUACUGUAGACCACGAAUCUAUCCCAAAAUACCUAUUUUUAAAUUUUAAUACAAUAGUUUACUUUAAUAUAAACAUCUGUCAUUAUAGACAAAGUUAAUUCACAAAGUACAUGCUAUCAGAAUGAACUUUGGUAACCAGAAAUGUAAAAUCUCAAAUAACAGGUAAAAUCUGCUAUUUUUAUAUAGAAAUAAAAAAUUAGCAGUGACACAUUCUAGUAUGCUUUACUGAUAGCCUAGCAGACUUAAGGGACAAGGUAGAUUUUUUUAUCACUUAAAAAUCUAUUAGAAGUUUUAAAUAUAUUAAAUUCUUACUAGCCAUAUUCCUUCCUACAUAAAAAGAAAAGUUUCUUUUCCUCCUUAUUGAUUUUUUAAAAAUCAUGCUCUUUUCCACACUUUAACAUAAGCAGUUUUUGGACACAAAAUAGACUUUUCCUAACAAGUGGCCCACUGAACAAGUAUUAUUUAGAUUUGAUAAAAAGAUGGUUUUUGAAAUACUUAUACUGACCAUGUGUUUUCUCCUUGGCAUGGAGCAGUUUUUCCAAUUAUAUUGUUAGUAUAUUUCCCCCAUUUAACUCUUCCAUCCUCAUUUAUAAUUACACUUGCCAUCCCUUCUUAAAAACAGCUAAUACUACCACUAAAGUGCUUUGAUUCUCAGUAUGUCAAAACUACUUAGCAAGAAUGUCAUAGGUAAAGAAACUUGGCCUUAUCCUGGUUGAAAGUGAGCACAAAUAUUUCCUGAACCUCAGAUGGUUUUGGCCACAUCUUGCUUGCUGAUGAGGACCUCUAAUAGUCUCAGUUUGGCUUUUAUGUGCUUGUAUUCAUAGUACUCAUCUGCCAUCGGUAUCCUAUCUUCCUUUUGUGGACUUCUGCAAAACAGGAAAGACUAUUAGCUCAUAAUAAAUCAAGUCAUUAAAAAUCCUUUUAUAAUUUUUACAUGAGAAAGUACAGGGUGGAUGUUUCCACUUGGCUUUUGCAUCAUGUCUUUUUUACCUUCCCUUCCACCUUCACACUCUCCCUCUUUCAUGUGUUAUUGGAUUUUUAUAUAAUAGAGAAUGUCAUAGGUGUUUUGCAGAUAUAUGAUCCAGUGCUCAGACAUAUAUCAAUGGAGCAAGUAAAAAGGUCUGAGGAAUAAAACAAAAACCACAACUCAAGGCAUUCUUUAGUUAUUCUACCGUUACUCAUGCCAAAGUCCCAUACCUGUGCAGAAUGUCCAGCCCUGACAGUCAGAAUUGUUCAAAAUUCAACCUAAAAAACUACAUAAAUUAAAAGAAUGUAUAAAUUUAUUGUUAUAGGGGAAAAAAGCUCAUUGGCUAUCUUGUAAAUAUGAAAUAUUUACAAGUUUUUUAAAUUAUAAUACCUAUCUCUGCCAAUGUGUAGUAGAAUCAAGGAGAUGUUUAUGGAUUGAAUUUAUGGGAGUCUGAAUUGCAGUGGUUCUCUUUGCACACUAAUUCUAAGGCUACACAUCUAAGCACAGUUUAUACAUCUGCAUUCUAACUACUAUGUGUUCUUGCCAUUUACUUUGAAGAAUGGGUAACAUCUGGAGUUAAAACCAUUCCUUCCCACAAAAACAUGUUGCCAGGAUAUGUUUUCUAAAGGGCAGUAAUUGAUUCAGGAUCUUAGAUGGCCCUUGUCUCCUUGGUUGAUAAGAUGACCAAUUGCUUUUAGAACAUUUUCACUCAUGACUUUGAAAUAUAAGGGGUGGAAAACAGAUGAAGUACCACAGUUGCUACUGAAAAUAAACACUAAUAUUAGUAUGGCUGAAUAUAGGUAAAUCGCAAGCACUUGAUGUUUUACCUAUAGUUCCUUCUAUUUUCCUAGUACUGAUAAAAGAAAUAUCUCUCACAAAUAAAAAAAAAUAGUGAAAGUAUAAAGAUUUCCUAAGAAUGUAGUUAUCUACUUGUGACACACCACUAUACAUUGCCCUGGAAUUUCUAGUACAGAACUCAGAAGAGUACACAAACCUAAAGACAGGGUUUCUAUUAAAUAUUGCCUAAGUUAUUUAACAAUUCCUUUGCCUCCAUUCUGUAUUAUGGACCAACCUUUUAUCUGGGAAUUUAAUACCACCUUAACUUGUAUAAACAUAUGUAAGUGAAGAAAUGGUCUAAUUUAUAGGGAAACACUAAUAAUCCAUCAUGUAACUUUUCCCUGGGCCUGCAUACUCCAUUUUGGCUAAUAAAGAAGAGUGCAUUGGCCAGAAUGAAAAAUUUUGCUAAGUAUUUCCUGAAGCAGUUAUCCCAUUAUGUAAAACAUGCUAAUGUGCUUAAUACAGUUCCUGGCUCAAAAAUAUUAAUGUCAUAUCUAUAUGAUUAAUCCUCUUGCUUGGCAAAUAUUACCAAGAACAUUUACAGUAACUUAAACUUUUUAGUACUCCAUUUGCAUGGUUAUUUUACCAUAUGGAUAGGAUUAGGACUUCCUAAUAAAAUGUUUUAGGAGAAAAGAUUAAGAUCCAUAUUUCCUACCCAUUUAACCCUUUGAUUUUAGUUGUAAUCUACUACCACUUUGGCAUUUAGUUUAAGUGUAUUACCAGAAGAGGGCCUAAAAUUUCAGUCAAAUAUAGGCAUAUCUGAAGUGGGAUUAGGACUCAAAGGUGCAGUAGAGUACUAUACAUAGAACAUCACUAACUUCUCUGUAUAUCAGAAGGCAUGACAAGUACCACUCUCUAGAGGUAGUCCUCCAUUAGGCAGGACUAUUAGCAUACUGGUGGGUGAGGAGGAUUCUCAAACUUUUUAGACUCCUGGGUUCAUAUAGGUAAAAAAAAAAAUGUAAAUGUAAAAGCUGUAUGGAAAUUCUGUAAAGGAAAAAUAAUGGAAAUGAAAAAAGAAAAUGAAAAAUUAUGUUUUAUAUUCUAAAUUUAACAGCCACAUAACAUUUUUCAGUAGAUUAGUUAACAACAGCAGAAAGGUAAAUUUGGAGUCCAGGCAGAAAACAAAGUGGAUUACAUCUGUAUUUGCUAAGUACAAUAAGUUUCUGACUUAAUAGGUCAAAUCCUAGUACACAGCUCUGGAGGACUGAAAUGGAGAAACUGCUAAGAGGUGAGUAGACCUCUUUCAGGGUGUUUUAGAAAAUAGUCCCUUGUCCAUUAGGUCAACCCUCAGUCUGCUGAAAUGGAAGAAAUCACGAGAGGCAGAUAUGUACAUGGAGAGGAAUAUCAAGGGGCCAGUGUAUCACUGACUCCUACCUCUGCCACCUUAAUAACUUUGUGACUUUGGGAAAGUUACACCUUAUUAUUUUUAAUACUGACAUCCCACAUGACAACUAUACCUUCCCAAAGUAUUCCAGGAAGUCCAGUCAUUUCAUUGUACAACCAUGGAAACAGGCUGAGGAUAGGCAAAUGAUUUUUCUUCUUUCUCUUACAUAGAUCAAUAAUCCUUAAUCUCAUGAUAUAUGUACAUACAUACACACACAUAAUCCUUAAUCUCAUAAUUAUAUAUAUAUAUGCAUGCACAUAUAUAUACAUAUAUAUAUAGUACAUAUAAAAGUUAUAUAUACAUUGACAAUAUAGCCAAAUUUAGAGGAAACUGAUGGAGUGCACAUGGAGACUUGGGUUGACAAAAAUAGACAAAUAGAGGAUACAGCUAAACAUUUAUUUAAGAUAGAGAAUAGCUAUGAACUUUUGACCAAAUCCUGAAAAUAAAUAAUUAAGGAUAGAUCCUGAAGUUUAAAAGAUAUAUUUAAAGCAAAGGAAGAAUUAAUGAAGUGGGGAAUAAUUUGUGAAACUAAUCAAGAACAAAUAAAUUAUAUGGGUUAAAAAAUCAAAUAGAUUUCUUAAAGUUUUAGAUAAAUUCAAUAAUUAUAAAGAGAUUUAUAAAGCAAAGUUAGGAAUUUUUGCAAUUCAUCUUUAUUUUUUUAAAGCCUUAUGUCAUACUUGAUGGCUACAGCCUCCCAUAAAACAUACCUAAUAAUGGCACUAUUAGAAUGUUGCAUUAGAUCUCAGUCACUAUUGAAAUUAUUUAUAUCUUUUAUAAAUUCACGUUCCUGCCCAAAACUCCAGCUCAUUCUUAAUGAUAGUUCCCUAGGAAAUACUUGCUUAAAAAAAAUCUUUGCCCAACUUACCUUCCCGUUUGUUUAAAAAAUUGUUCUUCAAAUUCUCUUAAGGCUUUCCGAAGUCUCUUCUUGUCAGCCCUAGUUUCUCGGAGAUGGUCAAGAAGUACAGGCCUAUACCAAGUAAAAUAUGGAUUUGCCAUUACUAAACUCUGGCAUAAUUGAGACAUCAUAAAAUGAUUUAUCUAUUCAGCAAAUCAUACUAUGAUACAGAAGGGUUCUGCCUAAAAGUAUCUUUUGAAUAAAUAUAGUACAUGUAGAACCUAAUCAUAGGGAAGCACAUAAGCAGAGAAUGAAAACAAUGUCAUAGGAGAAGAGAAAGAACAAAAGGAGAAAGGAGAGGAGAAAAAAGGCAAGCUGACUGAGUGACUAAGUCCAUUACAAAAUGUGGUUAGGGUGAGGCACCUGUCUAGCUCAGUCAGUAGAGCAUGUGACUCUUGAUCUCAGGGUUGUAAAUUCAAGCCCCGCAUUGGGUGUAGAGAUUACUUAAAAAUAAAAUCUUAAAAAAAAAUUGAAGUGUGGUGAGGGUAAUGACCAUAUGAAUGGAUGAGGGAAAAGGAGACAUUUUAAAAGAAUACUCAUUGAUAUUUGGUGAUAGACUAGACUUAAGAGGCACAAGAGGAAGAGAGUUUAAAACAAGUUCUAUCCUUAAUGUAGAGUAUGGGGAAAAUGGCAAAAACCUUGGGAAUGAAAUUAGACCCAAAGUGAAGAUAGAGUUACAGUGAAAAUUCUACUCACUUCAUUCUACUAAGACAAAGCAUAUACUUUUAGAGCAGGAAUUUUUAUCUAGGGAACUUGCGCAUGGUUUCAGAGACUGAACGCCCUGAAAUUAUAUAUUGACAUUAAAAAAAUAUUCUUAACACCCCUCAAAAGCUGCUUAAGAACCAAACAACCAACAAAUAAAUGAAGGAAAGGAAAGAGGAGAGAAAAAAGAAAGAAAACAAGAGCGGAAGGAAGAUGGAUUUUCUGCUUCCAAAUGGGUUACUUCUCUGAGCCGAAGUUGUGGUACCAACUGAUUCUACAAACACACUAAAAUCCCAAUUUACAACUUAGUCCUUAGUCUCACCUCAUAUAUGUGGGUGGAUUCCAUACCUAUCUUGAGGUAUACACUCACCACACUGUAAUACAUGUUAAAGGAAAUCUCAUAAUCUGGCCUAUAACAUACAAACCAAAGAAGGUGAAAUGAUGAAGAGAAAUGCCAACUACUAAAUAAUGGUAAUGAUAACAAUAAUGAUAAUACUAAUGAAAAUACAAAUAGCUCCUGAAGGGCCAUUAGGAGAAAAAGGGCAGCUCAUUUACUGAAACCCAAGGUGAUUCCCAGGCUAGAGAAACCAUCUUAUCUAAAGGCCCUGACAAAUGUUGAACCACAUGGGACCCCAAUUCCUUUUGGUCUAGCAUUUUCAAAAGCCAGCUCUGCUUCACACACUGCUGAGAAUUAGACUGGUGCCAGAACCUGCUGAAAAGGUAUGCAACUAGAGGAAAUUGAACAUUAACAUUUUUGGCAUCUUUAGGACCUUAUUGAGAGUGUUGGUUCCUCAUGGCUUUGUCUUCUCAAUUCUCCAAUAAGGAGAACAACCAGAUUAUGCUUUUAGGCUGCUCUCUGGUAGGUUGCAUUUUUUAGAGAAUCUAACAGCUCUUGUGAAUUUUGUAGGCACAUGUAAGGUAUCUCAGACUAUAAAGAGUUAAAAAGAAACUCCAUAUUUAAGAUUCACACUCACAUAGUGGCCUCAUGUAAAUUGGACAUGGAUAGGGCUGGUUGUUUGGCUUCUUUUUUUUCAUCUGACAGCAGGACCCUAAUAGGUUCCGUCUCAUUAGAGAAGGUGAGGUGGUCGCCAAUAGGCAGGUGAGAUGCUGGAUCUGGCAGAGAAGGUUGUUGGCUUCCCUGUGGACAGUCUUCAUCAGAGUCUUCUUCCUCCUGCUUAUCACAAGCAGAGUUAAAUGAAGUCACAAAAAUGCUAAGUGACUCUUGAAGCAAAAACAGGAAGAGGAACCAUAAAUAGACACCAUGAAAAGAGUAGGUGAUCCCUGUACCACUGAAAACCCAGAAGGAAACAAACAAGAGUGACUCUUCCUCAGUUGCAUCAAAAAACUUACAGAAGUUAAUGAUCAAAGAAGCACCCCAUCCCCACCCAAUGCUGGGCUAAAAUGCUCAGCAAGUUUGUCUUUUUGCUGGACCAAAGAAGGCACAGAAUCUAGGAUAUGGUCCCAUUCUUGGCUGCACUGCCUACUAGUUCCUCCCUUUCACUCAGACCUGGACCCCAGCUUCACAACAGUUACAUGGGUUAGGAUGAAAUGGACUUCAGACACCUUUUGUUAUUCAGAAAUACCCCAAAUCAGAUCCUGGUGUGGGCCACAUUCAGAUAUAGAGGAUAGUCAGAAAAUUGACAAAUUCAGGGAAGAGCUCUAUGAAGGCCAAAGCAAAAUGGAGUUACUCCUUAACCUGUUCUGCUAAUACUUACCACAACCAAAAAAAUUUUUUGCAAGGAAAUCUGAAAAUCAUACCCCAUUUUAAACCAUGCUUCUUUAAUGGGAACAUUUUAGAGAUUAUGAAUCACUAUUGUGUUUGUCUUGAAAAUUGUGAAAUUAUAAAUGUAGUCCAGUAUACUUAAAUGUAUAUUUGUUAAUGUUUAUUCCUUUUUAUACUGAUAUCUUGAGCAAGUGACUGUUUUAAUAUUAAUGGAGUAGGAUUUGUGGUGCCUUUCUAGUUCUGUAUUCCCAUAAAUCAUUCUUUAUUAAAAACAGUCUAGCUCAAU
Molecule: messenger RNA, 9366 nt
Organism: Acinonyx jubatus (cheetah)
Lineage: Eukaryota; Metazoa; Chordata; Mammalia; Carnivora; Felidae
Gene: PHYHIPL
Product: phytanoyl-CoA 2-hydroxylase interacting protein like
Exons: 5
Coding region: 219-1349 (376 amino acids)
Cellular component (GO): cytoplasm
Molecular function (GO): protein binding
Source: RefSeq, a predicted model, not a curated record